UUCAUGGUCAUCAUCAGCGCGCAUGCACCGCCCCCGGAUGGGGCUCCCUUUAAAUGCCCACAGCCUUCCCAUAACAGCGGCUGCAUUUGUGCGGAAAGAGCGAAGGAGCAGUGACAUUCCACCUCGUGUUUUCACCCGUUUAACUUAAACCGUAAAGAUGUCCACUCACGAGAAGCUCAUCAGUCAUGUGAUGAAGGAGGAGCCUGUUGGCUGCAGGAACAAGGUGACCGUGGUCGGAGUUGGCAUGGUGGGCAUGGCGUCCGCCAUCAGCAUACUGCUCAAGGAUCUGUGUGACGAGCUGGCCCUGGUUGACGUGAUGGAAGACAAGUUGAAGGGUGAGGCCAUGGACCUGCAGCAUGGAGCCCUCUUCCUCAAAACGCACAAGAUUGUGGCCGACAAAGACUACAGUGUGACUGCCAACUCCAAGGUGGUGGUGGUGACUGCCGGGGCCCGGCAGCAGGAGGGCGAGAGCCGCCUUAAUCUGGUGCAGCGCAACGUUAACAUCUUUAAGUUUAUCAUCCCAAACAUUGUGAAAUACAGCCCCAACUGCAUCCUGCUUGUGGUCUCAAACCCAGUUGACAUUUUGACCUAUGUGGCGUGGAAGCUGAGUGGUUUCCCUCGUCACCGGGUCAUUGGCUCUGGCACUAACCUGGAUAGCGCCCGUUUCCGUCACCUCAUGGGAGAGAAGUUCCACCUCCACCCUUCAAGCUGUCAUGGCUGGAUCAUCGGAGAGCACGGAGACUCCAGUGUGGCUGUGUGGAGUGGUGUGAACAUUGCUGGAGUAUCUCUGCAAAGCCUCAACCCAAAUAUGGGGGCAGAUGGUGACAGUGAGAACUGGAAGGACCUGCAUAAGAAGGUGGUUGAUGGGGCCUAUGAGGUCAUCAAGCUGAAGGGCUACACUUCCUGGGCAAUUGGCAUGUCUGUGGCUGACUUAGUAGAGAGCAUCAUUAAGAACCUGCACAAAGUUCACCCUGUGUCCACACUUAUCCAGGGCAUGCAUGGUGUAAAGGAUGAGGUUUUCCUGAGCAUCCCGUGUGUUCUGGGCAACAGUGGCCUGACAGAUGUCGUUCACAUGACGCUGAAACCUGAGGAGGAGAAGCAGCUGGUGAAGAGCGCUGAGACCCUUUGGGGCGUGCAGAAAGAGCUCACUCUGUGAAGAGCUCUUCUUUAAAACCUAAACUUUUCUGAAAAAUCACAACAAACACUGCGGUUGACCCCCUUCUACCAUACCUCUCAUGUGCUUCCCAAAGCGAGACUUCCAAAUAUCAUAAAGGCGAAGUGUUCAUAGCUAGGCCACUCAAAAGAUGGGUGUUACACUUUUAUGCUCACAUACUAUCAUUUUGCUUUUCCACCACCCACCUGUCCUCAUCCAUCUGUAGCCAAGAGACUUUUACCCCCUCAGUGUUUAAGGUCAACCCAUUUGGAGUAGAGUGCAUAUCUAUUUACUACUCUCUACUUAAGGAGUUUCAGACCGUUGCAUAUUAGUUGGAUGUAAUCUGUGUACUGUCUGUCAGUGUUUUUUGCUGUGUUUUCUGUACACUCUGAACAAUAUUUGUUAAUUUUGUGGUUGUAACUAGUCAUUUUAUUCCACUGGGUAAUCUCUGUUUAUAAGUGGCAUAACAGAGACAUUCCAUUCUCUACGAGGAGUGAUCACUACUAACUUACAGUCAUAACAACACCGCCACAAAUUGGUUAUCACUGGGCCAAAAUCCUGUGAUUCCAAAGUACUUUAAUUAUUUCAGUAACUGAAGUCCUCUGAAGCAAACCUAACCACAAGUGCACUGAAAUACAGGUACGAUUUAAAGGGGUUACUGGUGGGAUCCUGGCAUAGUUUAACCAGGGAGUCAGGGGAGACUAGUCAGCCAGCAUGUUUACCUUAGAUUAGGUAUAAAAAAUAAAAAAAACAAGAGCAAUGGUUCUGAGAUUGUUGUUUGCGCACAGAAAUACCCAGAAGUUUUAUAUUUAACUCCAAAGGUAAAUUAUAUUAUAAAAUAUAUAUAACGUUGCUGCAUUCACAUUUACUGUAUCACUUACAGAGGAACUGUUCCUGUCAUGGCAGCUUGGUAUCUUUAUUUGCUGUAGCAUCAAAUAAACCUGCCAGAAUAGUGA
Girardinichthys multiradiatus is the source of this 2109-nucleotide messenger RNA. It is a transcript of the gene ldha, whose product is annotated as lactate dehydrogenase A4. Gene Ontology annotation, molecular function: L-lactate dehydrogenase (NAD+) activity. The transcript is spliced from 8 exons. Bases 158 to 1156 code for a protein of 332 amino acids. Gene Ontology annotation, cellular component: cytoplasm. Gene Ontology annotation, biological process: carboxylic acid metabolic process. Lineage: Eukaryota; Metazoa; Chordata; Actinopteri; Cyprinodontiformes; Goodeidae. The record is from RefSeq and is a predicted model, not a curated record.